GCCAGCCGCCCCGCCAUGCCGGCCGAGCCCCCCCGCUCCCCGCCGCUCCGCGCCGCCCGCCGCAAGCCGCUGCCUGAGGGCAGGGCCGUCGGCCAACGGGCCCCGCUGUGGCUGCGGGCCCGGUUUCAGGCGCUACUCUUCGCCCUGGGCUGCCGGAUCCAGCGGCACUGCGGGAAGGUGCUUUUCGUGGGGCUGCUGGUGUUCGGGGCGCUGGCCGUGGGGCUGCGGGUGGCCUCCAUCGAGACCGACAUCGAGCACCUCUGGGUGGAAGUGGGCAGCCGGGUGAGCCAGGAGCUGCGAUACACCAAGGAGAAGCUGGGCGAGGAGUCGGUCUACACCUCGCAAAUGUUGAUCCAGACCCCGAAGCGGGAUGAGAACAUCCUGACGCAGGAGGCCCUGCAGCUCCACCUCGAGGCGGCCUUGGCCGCCAGCAAAGUCCAAGUCUCGCUGUACGGAAAGUCGUGGGAUUUGAAUAAGAUCUGCUACAAGUCAGGUGUCCCCAUCAUUGAGAACGGCAUGAUCGAGAGGAUGAUAGAGAAGCUGUUCCCCUGUGUGAUCCUGACGCCGCUGGACUGCUUCUGGGAAGGCGCCAAGCUUCAGGGAGGCUCAGCCUACCUCCCGGGCCGCCCAGAUAUCCAGUGGAGCAACCUGGACCCUCUGCAGCUGAUGGAAGAGUUGGGGCAGUUCACAUCCCUGGAAGGCUUCAAAGAGCUGCUGGAUAAAGCAGAGGUAGGGCAGGCUUACAUGGAGAGGCCCUGCCUAGAUCCCUGGGACCCCCAGUGCCCCCCCAGCGCUCCCAACAAGCAGAGCCAGCAGAGUCCUGACAUCCCAGCCGAGCUCUCGGGAGGCUGCCAUGGCUUCUCCAGGAAGUUCAUGCGCUGGCAGGAAGAGCUUAUUUUAGGCGGCACAACCAAAGACUCCCAGGGCAAGCUGCUACGUGCCGAGGCCCUGCAGACCAUCCUCCUCAUGAGUCCCCGGCAGCUCUUUGAGCACUUCAAGGAUGACUAUGAGAUCCAUGACAUCAGCUGGAGUGAAGAGAAGGCAGGCGCCAUCCUGGAGGCCUGGCAGAGGAAAUUUGUGGAGCUGGCACAGGACUCCAUCCCACCCAACUCCACCCAGAGUGUCCACGCUUUCUCCACCACCACACUUAAUGACAUCAUGAAGUCUUUCUCUGACGUCAGUGCCAUCCGGGUGGCUGGGGGCUACCUCCUCAUGCUGGCCUACGCCUGUGUCACCAUGCUGCGGUGGGACUGCUCCAAGUCUCAAGGGGCUGUGGGCCUGGCUGGGGUCCUGCUUGUGGCUCUCUCCGUGGCCUCUGGCCUGGGGCUUUGCUCGCUGCUGGGCAUCUCCUUCAAUGCAGCCACCACCCAGGUCCUGCCCUUCCUGGCCCUUGGCAUUGGUGUGGAUGACAUGUUCCUCUUGGCUCACGCCUUCACUGAGACGAGCCAACACAUCCCCUUCAAGGAGAGGAUGGGCGAGUGCCUGAAGCGCACGGGGACCAGCGUGGCUCUCACCUCUGUCAGCAACAUGAUCGCCUUCUUCAUGGCAGCCCUGGUGCCCAUCCCUGCCCUGCGUGCCUUCUCCCUCCAGGCUGCAGUGGUUGUAGUGUUCAACUUUGCCAUGGUGCUAUUUGUCUUUCCUGCCAUCCUGAGCCUGGACCUGCAUCGCCGGGAGAAACGCCGGCUUGACAUCCUCUGCUGCUUCUACAGCCCUUGCUCCUCACGAGUCAUCCAAAUCCAACCUCAGGAGCUCGCUGAUGCCAAUGACAACCAUGCCUGCCACCCUUCCCCUUAUGGACACCCUGGUGUGGCCACCAGUACCCAGAUCACCACCACUGUGCAAGCCUUCACUCGGUGUGACCCUUCAGGCCACCACAUUGUCACCGUCCUGCCACCCACCUCCCAGGUGUGCACCUCGCCUGCCGUCCUCCUUCCCCCCACUGACCCCCUGGGCUCGCAAGUCUUCACCCCAUCCAGCUCCACCCGGGACCUGCUGGCCCAGCUGGAUGAGGCCAAGGGUGGGCGGGAAUGUGUCCCCUUGCCCUUCUGCCGCUGGAGCCUCGCUGACUUCGCCCGGGAGAAGUACGCCCCACUCCUCCUGCAGACUCGUACCAAGGCAGUGGUGGCAGUGCUGUUCCUGGCACUCUUGGGGCUGAGCCUCUAUGGCACCACCAUGGUGCACGAUGGGCUUUACCUGACGGACAUCGUGCCACGGGACACCAAGGCGCACGCUUUCAUCUCAGCCCAGUUCAAGUACUUCUCCUUCUACAACAUGUUCAUCGUCACCAAGGGUGGUUUCCACUACCCAGGUGCCCAAGCUGCCCUUCUCAGCCUGCAUCAGGCCUUCAGCACCGUCAAGUACGUGGUGCGGGAAGGCAACCAAGACCUGCCCAAGAUGUGGCUCCAUUACUUCCAGGACUGGCUGCGAGGGCUCCAGGCCACCUUCGACAGGGACUGGCAGGCUGGGCGCAUCACCCACGACAGCUACCGCAAUGGCUCUGAGGAUGGGGCGCUGGCCUACAAGCUCCUGAUCCAGACUGGCAACAAGAAGGAGCCCUUCAACUUCAAUCAGUUAACCACACGGCGGCUUGUGGAUGAGAAUGGCAAUCCCCCUGACACCUUCUACAUCUGCCUGACGGUUUGGGCCAGCAAUGACCUGGGCUUCGCCGCCUCUCAGGCCAACUUCUACCCUCCACCGCCUGAGUGGAUCCACGACAAGUAUGACACCACGGGCGAGAACCUGCGAAUCCCAGCAGCGCAGCUGGAGUUUGCACAGUUCCCUUUACUACCCUGAGUGGGCUGCGUCCCCACGGCGGACUUUGUGGAGGCAUUGGAGCGUGAGCGGCCCAUCUGCCGGGAGGCCUAGCCCAAGCGCCCAGGGGUGCUGAGCUAGCCCAGUGGCUACCCCUUCCUCUUCUGGGACAGUACAUUGGCCUGCCGCCACUGGUUCCUGCUGGCCAUCAGCAUCCUGCUCGCCUGCACCUUCCUUGUCUGUUCCUUGUUUGCUUGCUUCAAUCCCCUGUGGACGCGGGCCGGCCAUCAUCGUCUCCAUCUUGGCCAUGAGGCAGUGGAGCUGUUUGGCAUCAUGGGACUGAUGGGCAUCAAGCUGAGCGCCAUUCCCGUGGUCAUCCUCAUCGCCUCAGUGGGCAUUGGUGUGGAGUUCACUGUUCAUGUGGCUCUGGGCUUCCUGACAGCUGCAGGGAGCCGGAAUGUGCGCUCAGCUGCAGCACUGGAGCACACCUUUGCCCCUGUCAUGGAUGGUGCUGUCUCCACCCUCCUGGGUGUCCUCAUGUUGGCCGGCUCUGAGUUUGACUUCAUCAUGAGGUACUUCUUUGCAGUGCUCACCAUCCUGACACUGCUGGGGCUGCUGAGAUGGGCUGGUGCUGCUGCCUGUCUACUCUCCGUCAUUGGGCCACCUCCUGAGGCAUGCCCAGUGGAUAAUGGCCCCGUCUGCCCUCUGGAGUCGGUGCCCCCUCCAAUGGGCCCUGGGGGGCUGUAUGUCCGGCGUGCCCCAGCCUGGCCUGCCACCUUCCCCGACCCCUCGGACACAGAGGUCUACACAGAGAAUGUGGGCCCAGGCAGUCCUCAGGGACCAUUCAUCGCCCCUGCCCCAGCACACAUCCUGCUGGAGGCUGGCAAGGACCCCAGCUUCCCCCGCAUCACCGUGAGUGCUGAACCCUACAAGGACAGCCCCGAGGUCAGGGGAAGAAGGAAGCCCUUGCCCACAGCCUGCACCCCCCUGCCCUUCGGGGAGCCAUGCCCCACACCGCCCCAAGACUAUCCACAGCCCUGCCCACCAGGUGCUCGGCCACCCCCUGCUGCAGCCAUGCCCGCCUAUAGCACCCACUGCAGGUCCCAUUGGCAGCUAUGCUACUUCACAGCCACGCAUCGGUGACAGUGGCCCUGCACCCACACUGCCUGGCUCCUACCCCAGCUUUGGUCCGAGGCUUCACCAGCAGCGAGCGGACAGCCUGGAGAGCCCAGCGUGCCCAGUGCUUGUGGCACCUGGUGCCAACACUUGAGAUGCAGAAAUGGGACACCGCGGGGCAGGUGCUCGCGCUAGGUUGCCAGCUUGUGAGCAAAGCAUCUCCCCAGUGCCCUGUGGGCUUCAGGAGGAUGCAGAGUGGGGUCGCCCGUGUCGUGCUGCUAAUCGCCAGAGCGGCGAUGCUCCCGGUCUCAACCGAGGAGGACUGGGCCCCUGUGCCCCCACGAAGGACUUGGCAGGGCAGGCUGGCACUUCUAUGCAAGCUGUGUGCAGGCCACGCUGUGCCAGCAUGCCCCCUGCCCGGGGCUGUGCCAAUGGUGCCACAUCCCCUGCCCAAGUUUGGGUUACCCUACCAUGGGCUUGUUGCUCCCCCCUUCCCAGAAAUGGAAGCACUAACCCCCCUCUGUUUCUGGAGCUACUGGCAAGGCAGGCUUGGUGCCCUGCCAGCCUCCUCCCCAAUGUGGGGUCACUGCCUGCUCCCCAUCACCUCCUUCUGGGACCCCCACCCGGGCCACAAGCUGGGUGCCCCAACAAGUUGCCUGGGUGCCCCCCAUCCCGAUAAAGGGGGCAGCCCCAGAGCCAGCCAUGCCCUAGGUUGCUGUGGAGCAAAGGCCUGGGAUGGGCACCCCCCCACACCUUUAUUUAUGCAAAGGGAAACUAUCUAUAGAGAGAUAUAUAUUUUUAAGCUUAUUUUUAAAAGAUUUAUUCUCAGCCUAUGGCCUCA
Calypte anna (Anna's hummingbird) is the source of this 4708-nucleotide messenger RNA. RefSeq names its product patched 2 (gene PTCH2). Gene Ontology annotation, cellular component: plasma membrane. NCBI's taxonomy places the organism in Eukaryota, Metazoa, Chordata, Aves, Apodiformes, Trochilidae. The record is from RefSeq and is a predicted model, not a curated record. Gene Ontology annotation, molecular function: smoothened binding; hedgehog family protein binding; hedgehog receptor activity. Gene Ontology annotation, biological process: smoothened signaling pathway.